Molecule: messenger RNA, 1203 nt
Organism: Papaver somniferum (opium poppy)
Lineage: Eukaryota; Viridiplantae; Streptophyta; Magnoliopsida; Ranunculales; Papaveraceae
Product: probable mediator of RNA polymerase II transcription subunit 36b
Exons: 7
Coding region: 121-1044 (307 amino acids)
Biological process (GO): box C/D sno(s)RNA 3'-end processing; rRNA methylation
Cellular component (GO): small-subunit processome; nucleolus; box C/D methylation guide snoRNP complex
Molecular function (GO): histone H2AQ104 methyltransferase activity; rRNA methyltransferase activity; RNA binding
Source: RefSeq, a predicted model, not a curated record
UCGACCUCCCUAUAAAAUACAAACCUAAAACCCUCUCAAAACUGUAUCUCCCACUUUCAGACUAAACCCUAACUUUUUUCGUAGACCUAGGGAAGUCACUAACAAGGGAGACUAGCAACCAUGAGGCCGCCAAUGACCAGAGGACGUGGUGGUGGUGGAUUUAGAGGAAGAAGUGAUGGAGGAGGUAGAGGAGGAGGAAGAAGUUUCGGUGAUGGAGGUCGUGGUGGUAGAGGAGGUCGUGGUGGAGAUAGAGGAAGGGGUGGUGGUCGUGGUAGAGGAGGAGGUCGUGGUGGUGGACGUGGUGCUGGUGGAAUGAAAGGUGGAAGCAAAGUUAUUGUAGAACCACAUAGACAUGAAGGUGUUUUUAUUGCCAAGGGUAAAGAAGAUGCUCUUGUUACUAGGAAUAUGGUUCCUGGGGAAGCUGUAUAUGGUGAAAAGAGGGUCUCAAUUCAGAAUGAAGACGGAACAAAGAUUGAAUACAGAGUCUGGAAUCCUUUCAGAUCUAAGCUUGCUGCUGCUAUUCUUGGUGGUGUUGAUAACAUUUGGAUUGUUCCAGGAGCUAGGGUUCUAUAUCUUGGGGCAGCUUCAGGAACUACUGUCUCUCAUGUCUCCGACCUUGUUGGACCAACUGGAGUGGUGUAUGCUGUUGAGUUUUCACACAGAAGUGGAAGAGAUCUAGUUAACAUGGCAAAGAAGAGAACAAAUGUUAUUCCCAUCAUUGAAGAUGCUAGGCAUCCUGCUAAAUACAGGAUGUUAGUUGGCAUGGUUGAUGUCAUUUUCUCCGAUGUUGCCCAACCUGACCAGGCUAGAAUCUUAGCUCUGAAUGCUUCGUAUUUCCUCAAGAACGGAGGUCACUUUGUGAUAUCAAUCAAGGCAAACUGUAUUGAUUCUACAGUUCCAGCUGAGGCAGUCUUUGCCCAAGAAGUGAAGAAACUGCAGCAGGACCAGUUCAAACCAUCUGAGCAGGUUACUCUUGAGCCCUUUGAGCGUGACCAUGCUUGUGUUGUUGGUGGUUACAGAGUGCCCAAGAAGCAAAAGGCCUAGGACCGGCAAGAAUCUAGUGUUUUUUGUUUAUUAGACUACAAACCUUGUUUUUAGAUUUUUAUCUUGUAUCUGAAUUAUUAAUGAGUUCAUAUAGUUUUGAUCCUUAUCCUGAAAUAUUUCAAGCAUGUUUUGCUUAGUAAUUGAAUCAUUCCUACAAAA